AUGAUGAUUAACGAUAAUGAAGAGGAGGCUUUUAAGGAUGAUUUUCCUCCACCACCGGCAUUCUAUAGAUUGUAUCAUCCAACAAAGAGUGAAUAUAUUCCUCCAGAACCACCUAAACCAGUUCCUAGAGGAGAAACUUAUAUAUCAUUCGGAGAAACAUUAACAUCUUUUAAUGAAUUUAAUCCAAUCAAAUCAGGAUUUGAAACUGUUAAAAAGCUUUACGGUGAUAAACCACUAGAUAGUAUAGAUCAUGUUGCGGAAUUGAAAAAACUAAAUAGAUCUUUAUUGUACAAUUAUUUGGAAUUGUUGGAUUUGCUGAUUGAACAUCCAACCCUUCAAGUGAAUGAAACUGAGGAUAUUUCAACAAUUACAAAUUUUGAUGGAUCAAAGACCAUUGUCAAGUUUUGUUGGGAAUUGAAAUUACAUCAAAUCGAGUUAAUUUUCAUUAACAUGUCAUUCCUGUUAAAUUAUUAUAGACCUCAUCAAGCUAGAGAACAAAUGAUAACAAUUUUACAAAACCAAUUAAAGAGAAGAAAGGAAGUCACAGAAAGUGUGGGAGAUUGUAUACAAUAUUGUCACAAGGUGCUCAAAGAGGCCCAAAUGACACUGACGAGUAUUAAUUUACAAGAGGAUGUAUUCUUAAAGACUGUUGCUUCAGAACCAGCUGCUUCUUCAGUAUUGGAAAAUGAUAGUUCCAUGACUGAUUUUUAUAUGGGUCAAUCAAACCCAAGCAAGAGAAAGAGAGAAGAUGGCAUGCAAGAUGAGGAUCAAACAUUAACAUCCUUCACACAUGACUUGAAUGGAUUUGGAUCAACAAGUGGUAGACAACAUGACAAGAAACAUAAGGAUACUAAUGUUAGUGUUGUGGAUAUUAAUGAUGAAAUCAUGCAGGAAUUUUUCCAAUAA
Naegleria gruberi is the source of this 906-nucleotide messenger RNA. RefSeq lists its product as uncharacterized. NCBI's taxonomy places the organism in Eukaryota, Heterolobosea, Eutetramitea, Acrasida, Naegleriidae. Gene Ontology annotation, molecular function: transcription coregulator activity. The record is from RefSeq and is a predicted model, not a curated record. The transcript is spliced from 2 exons. The coding region runs from base 1 to 906 and encodes 301 amino acids. Gene Ontology annotation, biological process: regulation of transcription by RNA polymerase II. Gene Ontology annotation, cellular component: mediator complex; core mediator complex.